AUGAAACUAAUAUUCAUUACGCUUUGUCUCUUAUCACUUGUCCAUACUAAACACUGUUCAUUAGUUGCAACUGCAAACCUUCACAUAGAUUCUGCUCAAGUUGGAAUCGGUACCCUUCUGUUUCAUCAACGUGAUCCAGCAUCUCCAGUUCGUAUUGUCGGUAUUAUAGAUGGUCUGAAGAGUAACACAGUUCACGGUUUUCAUGUUCACAGAGAUCCAUUGGUUACCGGUCAACUCAAUUGUACUGCUGCUGGUCCUCACUUCAACCCAUACAAUACUUUACACGGUCCACGUGAAGCUGAUAUAAAAAAUCGACACGUUGGUGAUCUCGGCAACCUUACAGCAAACGAAAAUGGUAUAAUCGUUGUGGAAAUAUCCGAUGCCAUCAUUGAUCUAUACAACGCGACACGAUCAAUCGCGAAUCGUACGAUUGUAUUACAUGCAAUACGAGAUGAUGGCGGUAAAGGUGGUUUUCCCGAUAGUAAUACAACAGGAAAUGCUGGUGCCCGUAUCGCAUGCGGUGUGAUUAGCGCAACAAUGGAAGAAUCAGAAGUGAAACCAUAUUCACCCAAAGUUGCGACCAUGAUUACCGACUUUUUACAAAAACUAUUUCUUUGA
Messenger RNA from Adineta ricciae, 618 nucleotides. NCBI's taxonomy places the organism in Eukaryota, Metazoa, Rotifera, Eurotatoria, Adinetida, Adinetidae. The record is from the annotation of a GenBank genome assembly.